Molecule: messenger RNA, 909 nt
Organism: Prinia subflava (tawny-flanked prinia)
Lineage: Eukaryota; Metazoa; Chordata; Aves; Passeriformes; Cisticolidae
Product: serine/threonine-protein kinase PAK 3-like
Exons: 8
Coding region: 1-909 (302 amino acids)
Biological process (GO): regulation of actin cytoskeleton organization; intracellular signal transduction; protein phosphorylation
Cellular component (GO): cytoplasm
Molecular function (GO): protein serine/threonine kinase activity; ATP binding
Source: RefSeq, a predicted model, not a curated record
AUGGGGAAACUGAUCUACUUAUUACUCAUGAUGGACAGUGCUCCUCUGAAUUUGAAAAUUUUGUGUGCUGCUGCAGUUGAUGUCCCACCAACGAGCUUUGGAGCUGUUUACAAAGCCCUCAACGCCAGCACAGGACAAGAGGUGGCCAUCAAGAAAAUGAGCCUGCAAGAGGAGAUGUCCGAGGAGGUGGCUGUCAAUGAAAUCCUGGUCAUGCGGGACAACAGGAAUCCCAACAUCGUGACCUACUUAGACAGCUACCUGGUGGAUGCGGAGGUCUGGCUGGCAAUGGAGUUCAUGGACGGCGGCACCUUGUUUGACGUUCUCACGGCAGUGUACCUGGAGGAAGGACAGAUAGGCGCUGUCUGUCGGGAGUGCCUGCAAGGACUGCAUUUCCUUCAUUCCCGCCAAGUCAUCCACAGAGACGUCAAAAGCGGCAACGUGCUCGUGGGCAUGGACAGCUCUGUGAAACUGGCUGACUUUGGCCUCUGCGCUCAGCUCAGCCCUGAGCGCAGCAAGUGCAGCUCCAGGGUCGGCACUCCCAGCUGGAUGGCACCGGAAGUGGUGAGAGGAGAAGCGUACGGCCCCAAAGUGGACAUCUGGUCCCUGGGGAUCAUGGGGCUGGAAAUGGUGGAAGGGGAAGCUCCUUACGAGAGGGAACGCCGUCUCAGGGUUUUUGAACUGAUAGAAAGGAACGGGCCCCCAAAACUGCAAAACCCCAGGCACCACUCGGCUCUCCUGCGCGACUUCCUCCGCUGCUGCCUGCAGGCAGACGAGGACAGGCGCUGGUCUGCCCAGGAACUCCUGCAGCAUCCGUUUGUGACCUCAGGCGAGCCUGCCUCCAGCCUGGCUGCUCUGAUCAUCUCAGCCAAGCAAGUGCAGGAAGACUGCAGAGGAGAGGCUUGUGCCUGA